Messenger RNA from Puccinia triticina, 1104 nucleotides. RefSeq lists its product as uncharacterized. The transcript has 8 exons. The record is from RefSeq and is a predicted model, not a curated record. NCBI's taxonomy places the organism in Eukaryota, Fungi, Basidiomycota, Pucciniomycetes, Pucciniales, Pucciniaceae. Gene Ontology annotation, molecular function: O-methyltransferase activity. The coding region runs from base 1 to 1104 and encodes 367 amino acids.
AUGAGCAGCUUGGGCCUUUUCCGAUCAUCUGUACUAGCCCUCAAAACGGCGACUCCGACCACCGCCACAACUCCAUCCUCUCUUCCUGCUGACCAGCCUCAAUCGACUCGGCAAGCGCCCAAGAAUGUCGUUGUCUUCGCUCGCCGAUCUGAUAUCGAACUCGGUCCAGACGAUCGAGAAGGUGGUGGCCGAAUCUGCCACGGCCCAACAGAACCAAUCCGCUACUCUCGGGCCCAUCCGGUGACACCGUACGAGGUGCUCGAAGCUGUCGACCUCAUCGUCGCUGCCUGCGCCGAAUGGACCUCCAAAGUCCAGGACAGUACCGGGUUUAUCUGCACACAUGCGCUCGCUUUCAACGUCUCGUCGGCUAUAUGUACGAGUGACCGUCGAAGGCCACAUUCCCGAGAUUCUCAGGCCAGCAGGCACAGUCUGGCCCUUGACACCGGUAAAUCGGCCGAAGAGCUGCCCCGGGAACUCAAUUCGGAGAAGCACAUGGGCCCGAACACGCUUCCAGCUUUGAUCACUCAUUCGACGGACGAAAUGUUCAAAUCCUCGUCCCAUUUGACCGAGUGUAUCUUGGAGCCCUCGAGUUCGAGAUCGUUCUUUGGCGACCAAUCUCCGUUCUCUCAUGCCUUUGAAACCGGCAUGGACUUCCGAACGUUUCUUCAACUCAGUUUGAUGGUCGACUUAGGUGGAGGGGUCGGCCAUGUAGCAUUAAGCUUGGCACGCACGUAUCCGCGUUUACGAAUUGUGCUACAAGACAGGGCAGAAGUAAUCGUCCAAGCCCAAGCAGCCGUUUCCUCAAAACGAGUCAUCCUGGAAGCACACAAUUUAUUCGAUGUCCAGAACCGUCGAGGCGUCCGAGUCUUCUUCGCCCGCUUUGUUCUUCGUGAAUGGAACGACGAAACCGCGGUCAAGAUUCUCAAAAACCUUUCGGAGGUCUCGUCAUCGUCGACCAAGAUGAUCCUGGUUGAGAGGACCAUGACUAAUUGGAGUCAAGUUCAAGAUUGUCCGCUCCAAACCUGGGAGAUCCUCAAAGAUGUCAAGAUAUCUCAACAUGUUCAGAGCUUGUUCUCCAAUGAUGCGGCCCAUCCUCAAGUGUAA